This is a messenger RNA of Clarias gariepinus (North African catfish), 4225 nucleotides long. RefSeq names its product phospholipase A2, group IVAa (cytosolic, calcium-dependent) (gene pla2g4aa). The transcript has 18 exons. Gene Ontology annotation, cellular component: Golgi apparatus; cytosol; endoplasmic reticulum. Lineage: Eukaryota; Metazoa; Chordata; Actinopteri; Siluriformes; Clariidae. The coding region runs from base 212 to 2464 and encodes 750 amino acids. The record is from RefSeq and is a predicted model, not a curated record. Gene Ontology annotation, biological process: glycerophospholipid catabolic process. Gene Ontology annotation, molecular function: calcium-dependent phospholipid binding; calcium ion binding.
AAAAGGUUGGAAGCUGAUUCACAGCUCUCGACUUUGUCUCAUUUCACCAACAGAAAGACGGAGAGAGAAGAAGAAGGAGAAGGAGAGACAGUCCUCUGAGUUUAAGGAUAUGCUUUUGCGGUAAAGUUAACAGAUGCCGCCCAAGAAAAACAGAAGCUUUUCCUGACAUAUAAAUGUGUUUCCUCACGUUGAAACUUACAUUGCUGGCAGGAUGUCCUCCAUAGACCCCUAUCAGUACAUUGUAGUUGAACAUCAAUAUUCUCACAGGUUUAGAGUGACUGUGGUGAGAGCGGAAAAUGUCACCAAAGGCGCUCUUGGGGACUUGCUUGACACGCCGGACCCGUAUGUGGAGCUGUCCAUCCCAAGUGCUCCAGAGUCGAGAAAAAGAACACGUCACUUUGACAAUGACAUCAAUCCAAUGUGGAACGAGACUUUUGAGUUUCUUCUGGACCCCCAACUGGAAAAUGUGCUGGAGGUGACUUUAAUGGAUGCCAACUAUGUCAUGGAUGAGACUCUGGGCACAGCGAAAUAUACAAUCAAUAACCUUACCGUAGGAGAGCCGAAACUGGUGACGCUGUCUUUCGGAAAGACCACAAAGGUGCAUCUGGAUUUAUUAUUGGAAGUCUGUUCCUCCACUGACUUGCGCUUCAGUAUGGCCCUGUGUGAUCAGGAGAAAAUGUUUAGAGAGACCCGCAGGGACAGGGUCAUGCUGGGCAUCAAAAAAUUUCUUGACAUGGAAAACCCACGCAUCUUGCCUACCUCACAGAAUGAGGUUCCCACUAUCGCUAUAGUGGGGUCAGGAGGAGGUUUCCGAGCCAUGGUGGGCUUCUCUGGGGUGAUGAAGGCUCUGUACGAGUCUGGAGUACUGGACUGUGCUACUUAUGUGGCUGGACUUUCUGGCUCAACAUGGUACAUGUCUACGCUAUACUCACACCCUGAGUUUCCUGAGAAAGGCCCCAGAGACAUCAAUCAGGAACUGAUGAAGUGUGUGAGCAGCAGUCCGCUCAAACUGUUAAUGCCACUGCACAUUAAACGCUACAUUAAAGCUCUGUGGAAGAAGAAAGCGAACGGCCAGCCCGUCACUUUCACCGACAUCUUCGGCAUGCUCAUCGGAGAGACGCUCAUUCCAGGGCGAAUGGACACGACACUGAGCUCCAUGCAGGAGAAGGUAAAGCUAGGUCAGUGUCCUCUGCCUUUGUUCACUUGCCUGCACGUCAAACCCAACGUGUCUGAGCUCAUGUUUGCCGACUGGGUGGAGUUUAGUCCUUAUGAGAUCGGCAUGGCAAAAUAUGGCACCUUUAUGUCACCUGAGCUCUUCGGCAGCAAGUUCUUCAUGGGAAGCGUAGUGAAAAAGUAUGACGAGAACCCACUACACUUCCUAAUGGGUGUGUGGGGCAGUGCUUUCUCCAUCCUGUUUAAUCGAGUCAUCGGCGUGAAGGAGACAACUGGCUGCAGCACUAUGGAAGAGGAGAUUGAGCAAAUUAAACCAGAGCACAUUCUCGGAAAUGACACGACAGAUAACGAAGAGGAACUGCGCAGGAUGGGCACAGAGUCUGCGGAGUUGGAGGAGGAGCGGCAGCGUAAUGCUCAGGCCAGUUGGGUGCAGCGAAUGUUCACCUCCAUGGUGGGUGAAACGACGCUGUUUAACACGCGCGAAGGCCGUGCAGGAAAAGUCCACAACUUCAUGCUGGGCCUGAACCUAAACUCCUCUUUGCCUUUUACCCCUCGCCAUCCUUUCCAAUCACAGUUAUCCCUUGAAGAUGAGGUCGACGCCGUCACAGAUCCCAAUGAGUUUGUUCACAUCUAUGAGCCUUUGGACGUAAAGAGUAAGAAGAUUCAUGUGGUGGACAGUGGCCUGACCUUUAAUCUUCCCUACCCAUUGAUUCUGCGACCCCAGCGUGGUGUUGAUCUCAUCAUAUCUUUUGAUUUCUCAGCCAAGCCCAGUGAUUCCAGUCCUCCUUUUAAGGAGCUUUUAUUGGCUGAAAAAUGGGCACGCAUGAACAAGUUGCCUUUCCCUAAGAUUGACGUAAAAGUGUUCGAUCGUGAAGGUCUGAAGGAGUGUUACGUGUUCAAGCCCAGGCCAGGGGAAAAAAACUGCCCCACUGUCAUCCACUUCGUCCUCACCAACAUCCACUUCAGGGAAUUCAAGGCUCCCGGAGUUCCCAGAGAGACGGAUAAGGAGAAGGAGUUUGCGGACUUCGACAUAUUUGACGAUCCCGAGACCCCGUAUUCCACAUUCAACUUCCAGUACUCGAACCAGGCAUUCAAACAACUGCAUGACCUCAUGGAGUUCAACACACUCAACAACAUCGAGCUUAUAAAAGAAGCCAUCAAAGACAGCAUUCUCCUGAGGCGGAUGAACCCGUCACGCUGCAAUGUCUCUCUUUCGCUCAAUGAGGUUGAAAACAAGAAGUUCCUGAAACGCAGCACUGGCACUGUAAAAAAGGACACGCCUAACAGAUAAACACAACGAGAGGGUUAAAUCACAGUCUCAGUUUCCUGAGUGUUUGGAAGUCACAUCAAAGUCUGCUGGACACUGGGUUAAAAUGGAAGUAGGACAGGACAAGCAGAACUGGAUUCACCGCAUUAAGGCGCAGUAUGUGACGGGCAUUCUGUGGACUUUUUUUGCCGCUUUAAAUUUUUUUUUUUUUGACGACGGAUCGUGUUUUGUGUACACACACGAGAUCUGUAUCUGUAGAUGUCUUUAGGGCGGGUUUGACUGUGAGUAAUUUCCACACACGGAUGGAUUCAAUCACAUGCUGUUCACUCCGUAGUGCAGAACGAUGUCUGAAAACAAAGUCACUGCAGUCUUACAAUCGAAUGCUCAAAUGCACUGUGGGAUGGAUAACAUGAUGGGAGGAAUAUCCAUGUAUUGGCCUCAAUUCAUCAUUCAUGUAGAGUUUAACUCCUUUCUUCCAAAAUGUCUUUUAUGUGGUGUAUCUUUAGUGGCUGAGGGCUAGUGUAUAUUGGCCGUGAUGCCUAUUUAUCUAGGAAACCCGUUUUAUAAUGAAUCAAAUUAUUUGUAGACAGAAAAAAAAAGCAAAGCCUUGUUAUUUAAUAACAUAUGGCUAAAGGUUAUGUUUUUUGUGUUAGUGUCUUUCCUGACAGAUUGUGCAGGUCUAUAUGUCAUGACAAAACUUAGGCAUAGGUGAAAUGGUCUUGUGUUCAAGCCAUUUCUUUUAAAAAUAUACUGGUGAUGGAUCUAGGGUUAAAUUGUGUACUCAGUUGAAGACAUCCUGCCGAUUCACUAUCACACUUUCCAUUUAUUUCUUCUUAAGUUCCAUUUUACAGCCAGUCAUCUCAAGAUUAAGUUACAAAGAGACGCAUACCUGCCCUCCAACAACCACAAGCUGCCUGGAAGGAUCAGGAAGUGAUGGCAUGAUGUGACAUGUUGUAUACUCUGUAUACACGCACUUCCUGGCUUCAUGCACACUUUUUAGUAUUCGUAUAAUACCUGCUCAUGCUAUUCAACCCUGUCUACCCAGGUCAACCUUUUUCUGUACAAUAAUUUGUUCAUUAUGUGGUGUAAGAGUUUGGGUGAGGACUGGAAUGACUUGCUUUUUUUUUUGGUUUGUUUUUUUGUGAAGUUGUGUGGGAGGCAGGGAGGUUGUGAUUUAAUAUUUAUAAGUCGUGUCAGUUUCUGUGUAAUCAUGAACCGCAGAUCGGUUCUGCAAAUGAACAUUUCAGAAAUUACAUUGUUUCAUUUAAAUCUAAGGUCUAUUUAUACAGCGCUUUUCCAACACUUCACAUUCUUAAUAUUUUUGUGUAGUAUUUAUGAAUCAAGUACGUUUAAUAUCAUCUCAGUUCUGUGAAAACUCGAAGGCUAUUGGACCUCAUGACCUAUGUUUAUUUUAUGUUUUUAUGAACUUUUAAACUGUACAGUUAGUAGAAUACAGCAUGGUACAGUUAGCGCUGGAUAACACUAAUAAUGAAAAUUAGUUUUUUAAACAAUAUGUACUGCAGAAUAAGAAAUAUUUGCUUUUUUAGUUAUGAUUGUGCAUUAUUAAUUUUUUAAUUAAUUGAAAGCGCAUAAAGAAAAAGAUCUUUUAAAGAUAAAGUCAAUAUCAGGCUUUGAUGGUUUUAGAGAGUAUGUGCUGGAUAUGCAUCCUGGAUUAAAGAUCAAAGUUCAGCAUGAUUUUUAGUAGAUUACUAACUUUUAUACAGAAUAUUUUUGUAAUUACUUAAAUUGUUCUACCUUAAUAAAACUCCAGUUGGAUAAACAUGA